AUGGAGGGUGAAAACAUAACCAGAACCAGGUCGUCUACUCGGACGCGCCUACCACAGGCUGGCCUACGUGAGGCCAGCUCCGCGACGACCAAUUCGCGCUCCGGCAUCAUGGCGCCAGGUACAAUAGCAAACAAGGCUAUGAGCAUGUCGCGUAUGGAAGACCCUGAAUCACUGGCGCAACAUGAACUGACAGCGCCGGAAGCAACCCGUCCGAAAACCGCAAACUUGGAAACGAAGAGACCUGGAUCCGUCACCCGACAACCUAGUACCACGACCAGGGCACAUACCCGGGGAAACUCGUACUCAUCUUCAACCAUGUCCCGGCCGACCGCGCCUGGGUCUCGCGCAGCCAACGGCUCCUUUUCCUCAACUGUCGGCCCCGGCACGCGCCCAGCAACGGCCAUGUCCCGGCAUCAAUCGUCCUUCAACGGCCGCAGACCCGUCGGCGCAUCGAUUCCGCGCGCAGCGAGCGCCUUGGAUACCCAUAUGGAAGAUGUCUCUCCCAGUGUGCUAGGAAAACGAAAGGGUAUGCCACAAUUUCCCUUAUCUCCCAGUCGUAUCCCUUCCUGCCCCGUUGGAACCGUGUCCCCCGGAUUGGAUGAAGGUUGGAAUGUGGUUGGUGAAUUGGCAGCGCUCUCUGUCUCUGAGAAACCUGUCUCUUUUCCAAAUCUUUCCAACUUAGCAACUAUCCCCGUGUUGCCCAGUACCCCAUUUCGGAAUGUUUCCACUGUUACCACCCCAAAGUCACCCGGACAUGUGCAGUCCUCUGCGUCUUCUUAUUUUACCGCCCCUAUUGCACCUCCCAGAAGCCCAUCACAUUCCCAGCGGCGCAUUGUCAAGAAAUCCUCCCACCCCGCGUUUUUGACCAAAGGUUCUUCGAUCAGAAAUUUUGACAAUAUUACAGGCCCGGAAUGGGAUCAAGCUUCUCGCGAAAAGAGCAUGGAGGGAUUAAUGCAGACUUUUAUGGCCCAGGUAAAUCAACAAGGUCAAGCAAGCUCUGGUCUCAAGGACUCGAUUGAUAUCUACAAGUCCAGAAUCAACGAGCUCGAAACCUCUCGGGAUGAGUUGAAAGAACUUAACAUUACCCAGCGCGUGGAAUUAGAUUCGCUGCGAAACCAGUUACGUACGGCAGAACAGGCGCUUAAAGAGGACAAGCGAGACCAUGAAAUCGCUAUGGAUGAUCUUUACCAGCGCCAACGUAUUGAAUUGGAUUCACUCCAACAACAAAGCAGGAGAGAAGUUGGCACAAUCACUGACAGACAUCAAGAGGAGGUUCGCGACCUGAAACGACGAUUUGAUCGCGAGAUUGAAGACGAGAAAGCAGCACGAGUAAGCGCGCUCGGCAAGCUGACUUCCCAAUCUACACUUGAUAUCCAGAAGUUUCAAAUUGAAUUGGAAAGGAAGGAGCGUGAAAUUACGACAUUGCAUGAUGGGCUACAGACCCUGAAGGCGGAACUCGAUCGGGAACGACGAACUGUGCAGGAACUCAAACUCAACCUGGAUACCACAAGCAGCAACAGCGUUACGCUAGAGUCAUCAAUUCGUGCUCUUAAGGCACGCAUUGAGUUCCUUGAAAGUGGACGAGAGGAACAGUCUAAAUCCUUUGAGCGGUGCAACCAGGAGAUGAUGGAUGCAUUUGCCGAGACGGAGGCGAUAAAGGAGAAGCUGCGCAGGGAAGAGACACUCCGACGUAAACUUCAUAACCAAGUGCAAGAGCUCAAAGGCAACAUCCGCGUGUUCUGCCGAGUUCGCCCUUCGCUCAACAGUGAACCUGCCUCCGAUAUCGCUCUCAUGCAGUAUCCUGAUGAAAGCGACGAUGGAAAGGAGAUUAAUAUCCUUGGCCCCGAAGAGAAAACCAGUCUUGGAACAGUUAACCGGAAAAACAACACUUUCUCGUUUGAUCGUGUAUUCAAUCCGUCCACCCAGAACGCCGAGGUUUUUGAUGAGAUUAGCCAGCUUGUUCAGAGCGCCUUGGAUGGCUACAAUGUUUGCAUUUUCUGUUAUGGUCAAACUGGUAGUGGCAAGACGCACACAAUGUCAUCGGCCGACGGCAUGAUUCCUCGUGCUGUUCACCAGAUUUACGAGACCGCGCAAGGUCUGGAAGAGAAGGGUUGGCGGUACUCGAUGGCCGGCAACUUUGUCGAAGUUUACAACGAAAACCUCAAUGAUCUCUUGGGAAACCCCGAUGAAUUGGAUAAGAAGAAGCAUGAGAUCCGCCAUGACAUGCAGCGUGGCAAGACUACUAUUACCGAUAUUACAACUGUCAACUUGGACUCUCCCGAGAUGGUUGAGUCUAUGCUUAAGAAUGCGGAUGCCAACCGCUCAGUAGCAGCGACCAAGGCCAACCAGCGCUCAUCGCGGUCCCAUUCUGUCUUCAUUCUCAAGCUCACCGGCCAGAACCACAUCACUGGCGAACGCAGCGAAGGAACGUUGAACCUCGUUGACUUGGCAGGAAGCGAACGUCUGAGCCACAGUGGGGCGACCGGCGAACGUUUGAAAGAGACACAAAACAUCAACCGUAGCCUCAGCUCUCUGGGCGAUGUGAUUUCAGCUCUCGGCCAAGGUAAAGAGGGAGGCCACAUCCCAUACCGGAACAGCAAGCUCACCUACCUCCUCCAGUUCUCCUUGGGUGGAAACUCCAAGACUCUCAUGUUUGUUAUGGUCAGCCCGCUCCAGGCGCACAUGUCGGAGACCUUGACCAGCUUGAAGUUCGCCACCAAAGUACACAACACCCACAUUGGCACCGCAAAGCGACAGGCGCGUGUUCGUGACGCCUGA
Molecule: messenger RNA, 2778 nt
Organism: Penicillium samsonianum
Lineage: Eukaryota; Fungi; Ascomycota; Eurotiomycetes; Eurotiales; Aspergillaceae
Product: putative kinesin family protein (KlpA)
Exons: 4
Coding region: 1-2778 (925 amino acids)
Biological process (GO): microtubule-based movement
Molecular function (GO): microtubule binding; microtubule motor activity; ATP binding
Source: RefSeq, a predicted model, not a curated record